This is a messenger RNA of Pieris napi, 4135 nucleotides long. RefSeq names its product potassium voltage-gated channel unc-103 (gene sei). Lineage: Eukaryota; Metazoa; Arthropoda; Insecta; Lepidoptera; Pieridae. The transcript has 16 exons. Gene Ontology annotation, cellular component: membrane. Bases 1385 to 4135 code for a protein of 916 amino acids. Gene Ontology annotation, biological process: potassium ion transmembrane transport; membrane repolarization during action potential. The record is from RefSeq and is a predicted model, not a curated record. Gene Ontology annotation, molecular function: inward rectifier potassium channel activity.
CGCUGCGGAACCAGCCGCCACACUGCCACCGUAUUAACCGUUCCUGGGGCAACUCCGCCGCGAUUUUAUAAACGAGUUAUUAGUGCAAUGUCGACACCCCUAAUCGAUAGAUCGUAAACAGUUUUUCAGAUUUUGUUGCGCGUUUCCCACGGUCGAAGGGUAUUUGCUUGUGCAUACAAAUUGGUGCCGUCCUGUGCUUAGUUAAUAGUGAUAAGUGUACACCGGAGGUUUUUACGUUAUUUUCUUUGCGCGCUUGGGCAAUCGUUGGUUUUUUACCUAAUUUUUGCAUUCUUUUGCUAUUUUUGUGAUAAAACGCAAUCUAUGCUCGGAGCUAUGACUACCAUGGUAUGGUUUCCUUUGUCUACGUAUAAACUGUAGUUUCAUAGUCGAAUAUAGAACUCAUGGGUACUUCUGUUUGACAAAGAAUAUACGGAUUUUCUUAAAGAAAAAAUGUCAUUACGAAAGAAAAACGAAAAACACAAUGACGUCUCUUACUUUAAAACAAUGUCAACAAGAGCUGGAACAAAGACACUUUACAUCAAGACCUGUAUAAUCUGUCGCUAGAUAGGAAACAUGCUUUGUCUAACUGUUUAAUAGUUUUAGAUUAAUUCUGUAGUUUUAGCUAGAAUAGCUCAUUAUACCCACGUUCUUGAAAACUGUGAAACAAUGAAUGGUCUGUAUUACGUAAACAUUUCGAGAAUUACGUAAGAUUUCGUAGUGAAGUUCUAUUUGACUAAGUACUUCCUUUCGCACUAGACCUGAGUUGAGCUUUUAAAUAUUGUGUUGCCAUCUUUUUUAUUCUCUCAAUGCGUAGUGUAUCAAGCUUUCAUUCAUUUAACUACUAGAAUACAUUGUAUCAUUUAAACAGCUAGUUAUUUGAACGCAAUUAGAUAAGGCGUUGAAGAUUUAUUACAAAAGUGUUUCUAGGGAAAUACGUUAGGAAUAAACUUAAACUUUCAAAAGUAAAAUUAAAGCCUAAAAGCUAAAUAGGCCGUCUACCCGUUGACAUAGUGUUGAAUAAGCCCCGGCCUCGUUUCUCCCUUUCAGCCUCUCCAAGCUUACAACGCAUUAUGUAUCUAGGCCCAGUAACCUCCUUCAGCUAUUAAUUUUUCAAUCCUUAGUUACCUGUUGAACUUCCAACCUGACUAGUUAUUGCACGAAUACGGCUUUGAUCGUUCGUAAACCAUACCAUAGUACAUAAAGAUUACUAUUAACAAAGCGAGACCGCACCGGAAUCAGACGCACGUGUUUCAACCACGGCUCUAUGCAAAACACGGCAAUCGCCCUGCUGGAGUCGGCGUCGGCGUUCGAGAGGGCAGUGCUGGAAUGUGAGCACCUGGAGGCGUCCGAGCACGGCGGGUUCCGGUGAGAGCGUUGGCGCGCCAUGGAGGAGCGACCGCCGGACGUACCGCUAAUCGUGACGCCGCCGUGCGCGGCCGUGGCGGCGGCGCUCACCUCCCGGCGCGCCGCGUCCGCGCGCAGCUCACGCGACGAACCGCCGCCGUCCACCUGGCGCUCCUCGGUGCGUGUGCGCGACACCAGUUUCCGCGGCUCCCGCAAGAGCGUCGUACGCCUCGAACCGCCCUGUAAUGGUCUCAACGGGUUGCCCGCCAUCGGCAAGGAGGUGCUAUCUCUUGGUGCGACAGGUGGCCACAAGGGAACGACCACACCUUCCCACCCCUGUACUAUCCUCCACCAUUCUCCUUAUAAGGCCGCUUGGGAUUGGUUGAUACUAAUAUUAGUGAUAUACACAGCAAUAUUCACACCCUACGUGGCAGCAUUUCAACUAAACGAGCCGGACUUCGACAAGCGCUCUCGGGGUUUUGGCCAGGAUCCUAUUGUUAUUAUUGAUAUGAUAGUGGAUGUGACCUUCAUCAUUGACAUCCUGAUAAACUUCCGCACAACCUACGUGAAUGUUGCUGACGAGGUGGAAUCUGAUCCAACCAAGAUCGCCAUGCACUACUUACGUGGCUGGUUCCUCAUCGACCUAGUCGCUGCAAUUCCAUUCGACCUUCUACUCUUCGGCACCGACACCGACGAAACAACUACCCUCAUUGGUUUACUAAAAACAGCGCGACUGUUGCGUUUAGUGCGGGUUGCAAGAAAAAUUGAUAGAUAUUCUGAAUAUGGCACCGCCGUCCUCCUCCUUCUUAUGGCCACCUUUGUACUUAUUGCGCACUGGCUGGCCUGUUUAUGGUAUGCCAUCGGAAGUUGGGAACGACCUCAGCUGCACGCUCCUAUCGGCUGGCUCGAUGCUCUAGCCAAUGAUGUGCAAGCGUCCUACGAUAAUUCUACUGGACCUUCUAUGAGGUCCCGAUACAUUACAGCUUUAUAUUUCACAUGCACUUCAUUGACCAGCGUUGGUUUUGGAAAUGUUGCACCUAAUACUGACAUGGAAAAGGGUUUUACGAUAUUUGUUAUGCUCGUCGGAUCGCUGAUGUAUGCCAGUAUAUUUGGAAAUGUUUCUGCGAUAAUUCAAAGACUGUAUUCCGGGACCGCACGGUACCACACACAAAUACUCCGUGUUCGUGAAUUUAUUCGUUUUCAUCAGAUUACGAACCCACUCCGCCAAAGACUGGAAGAAUAUUUCCAACAUGCUUGGAGCUACACAAACGGCAUCGAUACGUCUAGUGUCCUAAAAGGUUUUCCAGAAUGCCUGCAAGCUGAUAUUUGCUUACAUUUAAACAGAAACCUGUUAGCUAGCUGUGCAGCUUUUGAUGGAGCCAGUCCUGGUUGCCUAAGAGCAUUAUCGUUGCGAUUCAAGACGACGCACGCGCCUCCUGGCGAGACUUUAGUUCACAGAGGCGAUGUACUCACUUCACUGUAUUUCAUAUCUCGAGGCUCUAUUGAGAUAUUAAAAGACGAUAUUGUAAUGGCUAUCUUAGGUAAAGACGACAUCUUCGGAGAGAAUCCGUGUACGCAUAGCACAGUGGGCCGGAGCAAUUGCAGAGUGCGAGCUCUUACCUACUGCGACCUGCAUCGCGUACAUAGGGACGACCUUCUGGACGUCCUGGAGUACUACCCCGAGUUUCGUGCCACGUUUGUCAACAGUCUGGAGAUAACUUUUAACAUGAGAGAUGACGAGUUGAGUGGAAUAGAACCCAAACGGCGAAUGCGCUACGAGAAUCCAAAUGAGGCGCGGCUACUGCGAGAAGCCUACGCCCGAACAACCCGACGACCACAUACAGAAACCUUCGCUGAUAAGGAUUCCCAAUGCAGCGACGAGGAUACAGAGUCGCCGCCCAGUAGAGGAAUUUUGGAGUUUUCUACUGACAAAGCAGGCCAGGAUGUUACCCCACUAAAUUUUAACUUUAGUAAACAGAGAUCCACCACGCUUAAUUCGAUAACAGCGCAAUCUACUCCACAAACGUACAGAGGCCGAGGUGCUGUCAGACGUCAAUCUUCUGUUGGGCCACUGAACGACACGUCUCCUUUAACAUCAGCUGCUGCAGGGGAGGCAGCAGUGAGCACUCCAGCACAUAGUACAACCCUCCCCGUAUCCAGCCUUAGCACAAAUCCCAGCUCCUAUUACACAAAUGCAUCUCCUAGCCCGCCAACACCGGCUCCGGUCCAUGUAUCCUGUGAUGACAUUCUGGCACCAUCUGCUCAAUCCGUUGGAAGAACUCCUUCGUCUCGGUCAGCGCCACACUCAGCUAUCAACUUGCAUAUGACUGGACGACCGACUGCGCUUCUCUUUAAUGGAGAUAAGGCGCAAAAUGGACAGGAUACGGUAUCCCCGCAGUACCAAAACGUUGGAUCAGCCACGGCUGCCUCCGUCACAACCAUCCUAACCAGGCUGGAGGAGCUAAGCCGUAGGGUUGCCAUGUUGGAAAAUGGGUUAACAGCUGAUGUGCGAAGAAUCCUUCAGCUGCUCCAAGCCCGAGAACUGCCACACCACAAUUCGGCACCAGCGCAUACUCCAGCACAGCCUUUGCCUAAAGCCUCGCUUUCGGUGCCACAGAAUCAUGACAAUCAAUGGGAAUGGAGUUGGAAUGGAGAUCGCGAGCGCAGCAGCCGCGUGCGCAGCGAACGGGCGGAGCGCACGCCGGGAGUCCAGCGUUCCGCCUCCGAACCGCACGCACCCGUUCCGCCCGCCCUACCGCCGCCCCCGCAUUCCCACUCCUUUUACAGGUAA